GACUCGUUAUGGUAAAAAGAAAAAAUGAUGAGCAGCGCGCAGUCGUCUGAGUUGAGCAGAGCAAUGGCAGCCAGCAUAGGACCCUCUUUAUCUUUCUCCUCCAUUACCAACAUAAACACUAGAGUUGCGGCAGUAGUUCUGGCAAAAAGAGUUGUUUCUUGGGUAUCUCCUUCGUUAUUUCGACCAUGCCAGCUUCGUCAUCGAAAAAUGCCGAUUUUUUCUGUUGUAGAUGGAGAAGAGUUGGUGGUAGAAGAGGUGCCGGUGGAGGAGGAGGAAGGUUUAGGUGACAACAGUCAGAGUUACAAAGACUACAACCGAAACGACAACGUUUCGACCCGAGAAUGGAAUAAUCGAUUGGGACCGUGCAAGUUGUAUGUGUGUAAUAUUCCUAGGAGCUGCGAUAUUCCAGACCUCAUGGAAAUGUUUAAGCCUUUUGGAACCAUUUUCUCUGUUGAGAUUUGUAGGAAUCUUGAAACGGGGUUAAGUAAGGGUUCUGGGUACGUCACAAUUGAAUCCAUUGAAGCUGCAAAAGCUGCCAUUGCUGCUCUGGAUGCCACUGAUGUUGGAGGAAGAGAGAUGCGAGUGAAAUUUUCGAUUCAUAUGAAUUCGAAGAGGAGGAAUCCAGAGUCACUGAACUCGGUUCCACUCGAGAAUAAAAUAUACGAAAGCCCUUACAAGGUCUAUGUUGGGAACCUUGCAUGGUCUGUUGGACCUGAGUAUUUGAGAGACCACUUUAGCCGGUUAGGGAAUGUGAAAAGUGCUCGAGUGUUGCGUGAUCGUAAAGGAGGCAAAAACAGAGUUUAUGGGUUUCUCUCCUUCUCUUCAGCUGCAGAAAGGGACGCAGCGCUGUCAUUAAAUGGAGAGGAGUUUCAUGGCCGGAAAAUGAUUGUAAGACAAGAGGAACAGAAGAAGAUUCACCCUUGAUUUAAGGUAUCGAAUGAAACAUAGUGAAGAAGAAAGAAAUGCAAGGCUUAACGUAGUCGUUUAUAUGUCUAGUCUAGCCUAGUCUACACGUUCGUCUCAAUCACAGUUUUGUAUUAGCUAAGACCAUAUUGAUGAGUUGUUGUAGUUGAAGCCUUUUGUAUAUUAACGCUUUAACCAAUAGUUUAUUAUGCGAGAAAGAAA
This is a messenger RNA of Humulus lupulus (European hop), 1125 nucleotides long. RefSeq names its product 28 kDa ribonucleoprotein, chloroplastic. Lineage: Eukaryota; Viridiplantae; Streptophyta; Magnoliopsida; Rosales; Cannabaceae. Gene Ontology annotation, cellular component: cytosol. The coding region runs from base 25 to 924 and encodes 299 amino acids. The transcript is spliced from 4 exons. The record is from RefSeq and is a predicted model, not a curated record. Gene Ontology annotation, molecular function: mRNA binding.